This is a messenger RNA of Trichosurus vulpecula (common brushtail), 2242 nucleotides long. RefSeq names its product zinc finger protein 207 (gene ZNF207). Bases 164 to 1651 code for a protein of 495 amino acids. The record is from RefSeq and is a predicted model, not a curated record. The transcript has 12 exons. Gene Ontology annotation, cellular component: nucleus. Lineage: Eukaryota; Metazoa; Chordata; Mammalia; Diprotodontia; Phalangeridae.
GGGAAACGGAGGGGCGAGGGAGCUAGGCGGUCGGCCAUUUUGUGUCUUUCCUGUGGGACGCGGCGGCGCUUGAGUUGGGCCGUGUGGCAAGGGGUGCCUGCUCGUAUUCUCUUUCCUGCUUCUCCUUCCCCCUCUUGCCCUUUGUUUCUCGAGCGCAGCAGCCAUGGGCCGGAAGAAGAAGAAGCAGCUGAAGCCCUGGUGCUGGUAUUGUAACAGGGAUUUUGAUGAUGAGAAAAUCCUUAUACAGCAUCAAAAAGCAAAGCACUUUAAAUGUCACAUAUGUCAUAAAAAAUUAUAUACAGGGCCUGGUCUUGCUAUUCAUUGUAUGCAGGUGCAUAAAGAAACAAUAGAUGCUGUACCAAAUGCCAUACCUGGGAGAACAGAUAUUGAAUUGGAAAUCUAUGGUAUGGAAGGCAUUCCAGAAAAAGAUAUGGAUGAACGGAGAAGACUCCUUGAACAAAAAACGCAAGAGAGUCAAAAAAAGAAGCAGCAAGAUGAUUCUGAUGAAUAUGAUGAUGAUGAAUCUACAGCUUCAACUUCGUUUCAGCCUCAACCUGUUCAACCCCAACAAGGUUACAUCCCCCCAAUGGCACAGCCAGGAUUGCCACCUGUGCCAGGAGCACCAGGAAUGCCUCCAGGUAUACCUCCAUUAAUGCCAGGUGUUCCACCUCUGAUGCCAGGAAUGCCUCCAGUUAUGCCAGGGAUGCCACCUGGAUUGCAUCAUCAGAGAAAAUACACCCAGUCAUUUUGCGGUGAAAACAUAAUGAUGCCGAUGGGUGGAAUGAUGCCACCUGGACCAGGAAUACCACCUCUGAUGCCCGGUAUGCCUCCAGGUAUGCCUCCACCUGUUCCUCGUCCUGGGAUGCCCCCUAUGACUCAAGCACAGGCUGUAACAGCACCUGGUAUUCUUAAUAGACCACCUGCACCAGCAGCUGCUGUUCCUACCCCCCAGCCUCCCGUUACAAAGCCACUUUUUCCUAGUGCAGGACAGAUGGGGACACCUGUUACAAGCUCAAGUACAGCUUCAUCCAAUUCAGAAAAUCUCUCUGCAUCUUCUAAAGCUCUGUUUCCUAGCACAGCACAAGCUCAGGCAGCUGUUCAAGGACCUGUUGGUACAGAUUUUAAGCCUUUAAAUAGUACCCCUGCAACAACUACAGAGCCCCCCAAGCCUACAUUCCCUGCUUAUACUCAGUCAACUGCUUCAACCACUAGUACAACGAAUAGCACUGCAGCCAAACCAGCUGCUUCUAUAACAAGUAAGCCAGCUACACUUACGACAACCAGUGCAACCAGUAAGUUGAUCCAUCCCGAUGAGGAUAUAUCAUUGGAAGAGAGAAGGGCGCAGUUACCUAAAUAUCAGCGUAAUCUUCCACGACCAGGACAAGCCCCUAUGGGUAAUCCACCUGUUGGACCAAUUGGAGGUAUGAUGCCACCACAGCCAGGAAUUCCUCCACAACAACAAGGAAUGAGACCCCCAUUGCCUCCUCAUGGUCAAUAUGGUGGUCAUCAUCAAGGCAUGCCAGGUUACCUUCCUGGUGCCAUGCCUCCAUAUGGGCAGGGACCUCCAAUGGUACCCCCUUAUCAAGGUGGGCCACCUCGACCUCCGAUGGGAAUGAGACCUCCUGUAAUGUCGCAAGGUGGCCGUUACUGAUGUUACUUCGCCCAAUCUAAUAGGUUUGGAGAUUAAACCUUUUCUCAUCUUGUGCUGUUUAUAUAGCCAAGCUUUCGUCAAUUAAGGCUUCAUUGUGACUUUAACAAACAUUAUCUUCCCACAUACCAGGAACUAUUGGACAUUUUGUUUUACACGGGAAAAAUUUAUUUGGAAUAAUAAAGCAGGAACUUUUCCUGAUGUUGCAAUUUAUACUGUAUGGCUUCUUUUUCAUGUUUCAUCUAGGUUUUUAGAAGUGAAGUAUAGUAAAUAUGGUUCGUUAAAUUGUGAAGGCGCUGGAAUUACAUGAACAUACCACCUUAAAGGCAAGUUCUGUAACCUUAUGUUGCUAUUUGUAAAGUUAUGCCUUCGCAGCAUUUCAUAUGCUGUUGGACUUUAUGUCCCCAACAUAGUUUGGUGAGGGCUGUAACUGUUUCCAAGUACCUGUACAUUGGAAGUAUGAACAUGUAACAAUAUUUAAUGUACUUAGAAUUCCUCAUGUUGCAGGGUUUAAGAAAAAAAAAAACUGACCCACUAAAGGUCAUGUGACUUUUCUGUACUGUUAAACUUAAUUGUAAUAAAAUGAAAGAAAAA